Caenorhabditis elegans is the source of this 669-nucleotide messenger RNA. It is a transcript of the gene epic-3, whose product is annotated as Ascaris suum EPICuticlin protein related. The transcript has 2 exons. The record is from RefSeq and is marked reviewed. Lineage: Eukaryota; Metazoa; Nematoda; Chromadorea; Rhabditida; Rhabditidae. The coding region runs from base 241 to 618 and encodes 125 amino acids.
UUUCAGACUUCUCAUCUACUCACAAAGCGAAUUAAGUGACCACACACUUCUUCAAAUUAGUGUCUAAACUGGAAUGCAACAAGUUACUUAUGAAAAUAUUUGUUUUUUCGAAAUGUUUGAUGACCUAAAUACUUGAGAACAGGAUCUGUGUCGAGAUUAUAAAAAGGUCCUAUGGAAAUUCAAUUUAUGCAAUAAUAUUUCACAGUUAAAACAGUUGAAAUUUGGUUUUCUAAGUUCAAAAUGGCUGCUUCUUCCAUUUCCAACCGACUUAUUCUAACAUUAUUGCUUGUUGGCUGUGUGACUGCUGCUGGUCUGACUAGAAAACGACGGGCUGACAACAGUUAUGGUGAUGAAGCUGUGACACCGGCUGGCGGAGGUGCACGCGUGGCUUCGAUGGCCGUAGAGGAAGCACCGGCGACCGUGGCCCCAGAAGGCGCUGGAGCACAAUCGAACGUCGAAAGCUCUGGAUAUCGGAAGAAGCGAGCCAGUCAAAACGGGUAUGGAGAUGAAGCUCCAGUUGGCGGAGGAGCACAGGUCGUUGAAGUGUCUGAAGCGCCUGCUGUGACUGUGGAAAACUCGGGAGGAUCCAAGACUGCUGUCGAAUCCAGUGGUUACUGAUUUCUGAUUCAAUUAAAUUGUGUGUUCUCAAUGAUAAAGGUUUUCCGUCCA